AUGUCGUCUACACCAUCCCGGCGCUCGCAGCGCAAUUCUGCUUCUGCCACUCCCCGCCGGAGUCAGCGCAACUCUCAACUUCCUGCCAGCAGUCCCACUGCUGUCAAUCAACAGCUGCAAUCCGAAGCCUCGCAAGCUUCCACCCCCAGGAACCGCAUCCAACAACAGAACGCCCCGACCUCUUCUCCUCUGUUCUACAAUGGCUCUACGCCUGCCGGCAGCUCCGCUGCUGCUAAUGGCGCCCCCAAUGGCACCGAUGGCGACAGGACUCCGAGGGCGUCGGCCAUGAAUAUCGGAGACUCAUCGCCCAUCCGCUACUCCAGUUCCAGUCCUGGACGUGCCGCCAAUGCGCAGCGCGACCCCCGCAGUGCCAGCAGUGGCCUGUUCGUCCGAUCAUCACUAUCCGGUCCGCCAGGCUCGUCGGCACGCAACAGGCGAAGUGACAUAAACUCCGAUGUUUUCGGAGGCGCAAGCGCUCGUGGCCGUCGUCUCUUCGUUGACGAGCACGGCAACACCAUUGGCGCCAGUGGCCAGGCAUCGGAUGUCGCUACCUUCUCCCAACUCGAUCCCCAUACCUCGGACGCCGAAGCGAUGGGCGGUGACUCCACAAGGGUCAUCUGGGGUACCAACAUCUCCAUCGUUGAUUCCAUGCACGCCAUGAAGGACUUCCUUUGGAACUUUCAAAAGAAAUACCGCAUGAUGCAGGAUGAGACUUUGUCCGAGGGGCAACAACUGCCUCAGGAUCACCCCGGGACGACGAAGGAAUACAUGGAAAUGAUGAAGACAAUGCUGGACCUGGGGGUUACAGCACUCAAUCUGGAUGCGCGCAACCUCAAGUCUUAUCCUCCUACACGAAAGCUGUGGCAUCAGCUGCAGGCCUUUCCCAACGAAAUCAUCCCGCUUAUGGAUGUGGCGGUUAGAGAUGUCAUGGCCGAGCUGGCUGAAAAGCGCAUGAAUGAGAUGAGGACGCAGCAGCAGCAGGCUCAGAGGCCACAAAGGACGAGAGAUGGCAGCUCCUUGCCGCCGGUCCCUAGCUCCGAUGUCGAUUCUCCUGCUGCGUUCCCCAGUGAUUCUGCUGCCGGCGUGCCCGACUUGGUUCGUGAGGUUGAAUCGAGGGUUUACAGAGUCCGUCCUUUCGGUCUGGAUCAGACGAUCAAUCUUCGCGAGCUGAACCCAGGCGACAUGGACAAGCUGGUCAGCAUCAAAGGCCUUGUCAUUCGGACUACUCCGAUCAUUCCUGAUAUGAAAGAUGCUUUCUUCCGCUGCUCCGUCUGCAAUCACACUGUCAAGGUCGACAUUGACCGCGGCAAGAUCGCCGAGCCCACCUCGUGCCCCCGUCCGGUUUGCGCCUCGCCCAACUCGAUGCAAAUCGUGCACAAUCGGUCUGGAUUCUCAGACAAGCAAGUCAUCAAACUCCAGGAGACACCCGACAGCGUUCCAGAUGGACAGACACCGCACUCGGUUUCCCUGUGUGCGUACGACGAGCUUGUCGAUGUUUGCAAGGCAGGUGACCGGGUGGAGAUUACCGGUAUUUUCAAGUGCAACCAAGUCCGUGUCAAUCCGAGGCAGCGCACUGUCAAGAACAUCUUCAAGACCUACGUCGACGCCCUGCAUAUCCAGAAGGUCGACAAGAGGAGAAUGGGCAUCGAUACUUCCACGAUCGAAGAGGAACUCUCCGAACACAUCGCUGGAGAUGUCGAGGAAACGAGGAAGGUCAGCGAGGAGGAAGAGGCUAAGAUCAAGGGGGUCGCUGCCCGUCCGGACGUCUACGAGCUACUUGCCAGGUCAUUGGCUCCCAGCGUUUACGAGAUGGACGAUGUGAAGAAGGGCAUCCUCCUCCAGUUGUUCGGUGGCACAAACAAGUCGUUCGAGAAGGGGGGCAGCCCGAAGUACAGAGGUGACAUCAACGUUCUCCUCUGCGGUGACCCGUCCACCUCCAAGUCCCAGCUGCUCCAAUACGUCCACAAAAUUGCACCACGUGGUGUGUACACCAGCGGCAAGGGUUCUUCAGCUGUCGGUCUCACCGCAUACGUGACACGCGACCCGGAGACACGCCAACUUGUGCUUGAGUCCGGUGCGCUCGUGCUGUCAGAUGGCGGCGUGUGCUGUAUCGACGAAUUUGACAAGAUGUCGGAUGCAACCCGCUCGGUGCUACACGAAGUCAUGGAGCAGCAAACAGUCUCCAUUGCCAAAGCUGGCAUCAUCACGACUCUCAACGCCCGCACCUCCAUUCUCGCGUCGGCAAACCCCAUUGGCAGCAAGUACAACCCCAACCUCCCUGUCCCACAAAACAUCGACCUGCCUCCCACCCUUCUCUCGCGUUUUGACCUGGUUUAUCUCGUCCUCGACCGCAUCGACGAACAAAACGAUCGCCGUCUUGCACGCCACUUGAUUGGCAUGUACCUCGAGGACAACCCCGCCAACGCCGCAGCCAAGGAAGUCCUGCCCGUCGAGUUCCUGACGGCCUACAUCUCGUACGCCCGCACGCACGUGCAACCGCGCCUCACGCAGGCGGCGUCGGACGAGCUCGUGAGCGAGUACGUCGCGAUGCGCAAGCUGGGCGAGGACGUGCGCGCGGCGGAGCGCCGCAUCACGGCGACGACGCGCCAGCUCGAGUCGAUGAUCCGGCUGGCCGAGGCGCACGCCAGGAUGCGGCUGGCGCCCGCGGUCGAGGCGGCCGACGUGCGCGAGGCGGUGCGCCUCAUCAAGAGCGCGCUCCAGCAGGCCGCCACCGACGCCCGCACCGGCCUCAUCGACAUGGCCCUGCUGACCGAGGGCACCAGCGCCAGCGAGCGCCGCCGCCGCGACGACCUCAAGACGGCCGUGCUCGCCGAGCUCGACGACAUGACGCGCGCCGGCGCCGCCGUCCGCCUCGGCGACGUCAUCCGCCGCGUCGGCGAGGGCGCGGGCGUGCCCGUCGAGGGCCAGGAGGUCGUCGACGCGCUGAGGGCGCUGGAGGCCGAGGGGAAGGUCCAGGUCACCGGUGAGGGCGCGAGGAGGAGCGUCAGGAGGGUCACUGGUGUUUUAUAA
Molecule: messenger RNA, 3030 nt
Organism: Diplodia corticola
Lineage: Eukaryota; Fungi; Ascomycota; Dothideomycetes; Botryosphaeriales; Botryosphaeriaceae
Product: dna replication licensing factor mcm4
Exons: 3
Coding region: 1-3030 (1009 amino acids)
Biological process (GO): DNA strand elongation involved in DNA replication; double-strand break repair via break-induced replication; DNA replication
Cellular component (GO): MCM complex; nucleus
Molecular function (GO): single-stranded DNA binding; single-stranded DNA helicase activity; ATP binding
Source: RefSeq, a predicted model, not a curated record